Eurytemora carolleeae is the source of this 3095-nucleotide messenger RNA. RefSeq names its product F-actin-monooxygenase MICAL2. NCBI's taxonomy places the organism in Eukaryota, Metazoa, Arthropoda, Copepoda, Calanoida, Temoridae. Bases 36 to 2912 code for a protein of 958 amino acids. The record is from RefSeq and is a predicted model, not a curated record. The transcript is spliced from 26 exons.
AUAGUAAUAUUGCAUAUUUCUAGAAAGGGUAAAAAAUGAGUUCAAAUACCGGGAUGGAUGGCUCUAAAAUCAUCACCUUGGUUGCUAAACACUUUGAAAUAUUUUACGCUAGUGAGAGAUUUGACGAGAUUAUUCAACAUUUUUCAGAAAUUUGCAAACUUUUAGAUCUGCAACCUACCAACUUUUUAAACUUUUAUCCAGCAUUAAAGAAGAAUGUGAAAGCGUGUCAAGGUAUAAACUUGUUUAAAAUUCUUGAUGAAAGAACGAAACAAACAGUUUACUCAGACAACACAGCAGCCUCAAACAUAAAGAUGGUUGUGAUAGGAGCAGGUCCUAUUGGGUUGAGGACCGCUAUAGAAUCUCAACUCCUUGGUGCCAAGGUCACAUUAAUAGAGAAGCGGACUUCAUUCUCCAGAAACAACGUACUUCAUCUUUGGCCAUGGGUUAUAGAAGAUUUGAAGUCUCUAGGGGCAAAAACCUUCUAUCCAAGAUUCUGCACUGGAACCAUGAACCAUAUAAGCAUCCGGAAAUUACAAUGCAUUCUCCUGAAAACUGCAUUAUGCUUUGGAGUGGAAGUAUUUGGAGGAGUCGAAUAUCAAGGAAUUAAUGAACCUGAAUGUGUAUCAGAUCACUGGAAAAUUAUGGUGAGUCCUCCGAACCCUGAACUAGAAAACCAGCAGCUAGAUGUUGUAAUAGGAGCAGAGGGGAAACGAGUUACACUGCCAGGUUUCAGGAGGAAGGAGUUCCGUGGAAAGCUUGCAAUAGCUAUAACAGCAAAUUUCGUUAAUAAACGAACAACAGCAGAAGCUGUUGUAGAAGAAAUUAGCGGAGUUGCAUUUGUUUACAAACAAGACUUCUUUAAUAAUUUAUAUGAAGAAUUCGGAAUUGCUUUGGAGAACAUUGUUUACUACAAGGAUGAAACUCAUUAUUUUGUGAUGACUGCUAAGAAACACAGUCUUUUGGACAGAAAAGUUUUAAAAAAGGAUUUAAAGGAUCCCAUCGAGCUGCUGAGCGUAAAGAACGUAAAUAAAGAUGCACUCUAUGAUUAUAUUAGAGAUGCGUGUGACUACUGCACGGAUUAUCAGCUUCCCCAGCUUGAAUUUGCUUUGAACCACUACGACCAGCCUGAUGUUGCCUUGUUUGAUUUCACAAGCAUGUUUGCAUCUGGGAAUGCAAGCCAUGUUAGAGAGAAAAAUCAAAGACAACUUUUGUUUGGAUUGGUCGGUGACGGACUGUUAGAACCUUUUUGGCCAACAGGGACAGGGAUAGCGAGAGGAUUUCUCGGUGCCUUUGAUUGCUGCUGGAUGAUAAAGCAAUGGGCAGCCGGGGAAAUGUCUCCAAGUGAGGUUUUAGCAGAGCGUGAAUCUAUUUUGAAACUUCUUCCACAAACAACGCCAGAAAAUAUUACAAAGGAUUUCAAAAAAAUUUCUAUUUACCCUAAAACAAGGUAUCCAAACCUUCAUAACUAUAUCUAUACACCAAAUCAAGUUGAACAUCUCUAUAUAAGCGAUGAAUCAGAAAAUAAGGAUCUUCCAAGGUAUCUUCAUCCUGGCUUUAUUGAGAAUCUCCCUUUGGGUAAAAAAGUCCACCAGAAGGAAGAGAAGAAAAAUUAUAACUUUCAUUUUCCAGUAAAGCAAAAACCUACAGAGCCUGUAUUUCAAGAUGAAAGCAAGGCUUUCAUGAAAAAAGAUUGGGAUUCUGUAUCAAACAAAUGUUCUCCAGCGUCCAAACAAGAAAUGGCUCUUAAAAUAGCAAAGGCGUUCGGAAAUGGAAAUCCGAAAAAAUCUUCAUCAGGGAAAAUAGACCAGAAAUCUCCACUUCCAGCUAAAAGUCCCAAAAACCAUCCGAUCAGAAAACCUGUUGAAACUAAAAAAGAUCCGAAGCUUUCAAUUCAUAAACUCUGUGAACGAGAACCUGUUCAGCUGCAUUCAAGCGUUGCACCGAUAAUACCUUCAUCGGAUAUUGAAAUAGAUCCAGAGCUUGACAGUCUUCUAGCAGAACUUGAAAACGACCAAGAUUUUCAAGAACUGCCUGAAAAUGAACAAAAAACGUGGCUUGAAUCCUUGUUCUUCCUUGACACACUUCAUCUACCUGGACGAGGACCAAGCUACAAAGACAUGCUAACUCCGACUAAACAAGCGACAAAUAAUACUCUCAGAGUCAACGGAAGUUCAGAAAUAAAGGCUAAUCCUGUAACGGCAAACAAGACAAAUUUGGAGGAUAUCGAUUCGUCAAUUCAUGUGAAUGAUAAAAUGAGAGACCUUGCCAAGGAUUUCUUUACAAAUAAAAAACCCGAGUCCACUGUUGAAAGUGGAGCUAAAUCCUCUACAAAUAAUUCCAAGACAAAACUACCAGAACUAUCACGAAAAAAUUCAGCUGUCUCCUGUACUCCGAAGUUUACUCGAAAACUUUCAAGCACUCAAUUAGAAACCGAGGUUGAUCAAGAUUUAAACAAAAACAAUAAUACGGUUGAAUCCAGGGUGAACAAUAAUCUGUGCUCCUUAGCUCAGUCAUAUUUCAGUGAUUCUGGGCCCCAGCAGAUCGUGGAAAGAAAGUUGUCUCUCAGCUCUAAACCUAGCGAACCAAUAGUUCAGAUGAAUAGACAGGAUAGACAGGGUUCAAGAGAUAACAAAGAAUCCUUGGUUGCGGCUUUCUUUGACAACAAACCCAAUGCGCAGACACAGCUUAAGAAACCUGACAAGGUUGUAACUGAGAGAGUUAUGUACGAGCCAGGAGAAUAUGAAGAGGAGGAGGAGGAGGAGGGUCUCGGAGGAAAUAUAGAGGAAUACUUUAAAGCGAAACAUUCCAACCCCAUUGAACCACCACCACCUCCACAGAGGAAAAUGGACAAGCAAGCGUUUAUGAUGAAGGUCCUAGGUAACGCGACUGGAAUUCUACAGGGAAAACGAUGAAUAAAAGAAGAACUUUGUAGGCUUUAAUUUUUUCCUAAAAUACAUUUGCAUAUUUGCAACAAAAAAAGGAAUCCAUGGAGGAUGAUUAAUCAUUUUGGUCAUGAAUGUCAAUUUUUACUAUGUUUAUUUUUUCAUACAUUAAUAGUUUCUUUAAUAACUAAAUAAACGCACAAUUUCAUUGCA